Molecule: messenger RNA, 1200 nt
Organism: Bufo gargarizans (Asiatic toad)
Lineage: Eukaryota; Metazoa; Chordata; Amphibia; Anura; Bufonidae
Gene: MATN3
Product: matrilin 3
Exons: 6
Coding region: 1-1200 (399 amino acids)
Molecular function (GO): calcium ion binding
Source: RefSeq, a predicted model, not a curated record
AUGGACCCGUUAUUGAGCAGGGCUGUUCUUUAUACAUUUGGCUUUUUCCUAGUGGCUGUUCAUGGGACCCAUUACCGGAUGUACGGAUACCCCAUGCAUAACAGCUACGUCCUCCCUCCUAUGGUCCAUGGUAGCGCAGUGUUUCCGGUACCCAGACCUGGAAUAUUAGCCAGCCCUCCUCACACUGCAAAAGUGCGCCCCAGGACCCUUCAAGUGAACCGGCCAACAGACAAUGCCUGUAAGAGCCGCCCCAUGGAUCUGGUGUUUAUAAUUGACAGCUCCCGCAGUGUCCGCCCUCAGGAGUUUGAGAAAGUCAAGAUCUUCCUUUCAGAUAUGAUUGACACAUUAGAUAUCGGUGAGCGUGCAACUCGUGUAGCCGUGGUGAACUAUGCCAGCACGGUGAAGACAGAAUUCUUCCUUAAGACCUACUUUAACAAGCCUGAAAUGAAAAAGGCCAUCUCUUUGAUUAAACCGCUGUCCACUGGCACCAUGACUGGGCUCGCCAUACAGACAGCCCUAGAUGAAGCAUUUACAGAGGAAUCAGGAGCUCGCCAUGUGUCCUUCAACAUACCUAAAGUGGCCAUCAUUGUGACAGAUGGCAGACCCCAAGACAGGGUACAAGAUGUAGCUGCCAAGGCUCGUGAUGCUGGUAUAGAGAUAUAUGCGGUGGGAGUAGAUAGGGCCGAUAUACAGUCUCUUAAGCUGAUGGCCAGUGAUCCAUUAGAUGAUCAUGUUUUUUAUGUGGAAACGUAUGGAGUCAUUGAGAAGCUCACCUCAAAGUUUGAGGAGUCUCUUUGUGGAGUCGAUUUCUGUGCUCCGGGCCGCCACGACUGUGAACACAUCUGUAAGGCCACCGCUACUUCCUAUCACUGCAAGUGUCAUGAGGGCUACAUCUUGAACCUGGACAAGAAGACCUGCUCACGUGUAGAUAUAUGUGCACUGGGGAGACACGACUGUGAACAGAUCUGUGUGGCAUCCACUACGUCUUAUCAAUGCAAGUGUCGCGAUGGCUAUUCUCUCAACCCCGACGAGAAGACCUGUUCACAGGAGGCGCGAAGUGUUGUUCAGAUAGAAGAUCCCUGCAAAUGUGAAAAUCUGGUCGCCUUUCAAGGCCAAGUCAACACUUAUAUUGAGUCUCUGACUACAAAACUAGAUGAGCUUACAAAAAAAUUACAAGUCUAUGAAGGAAAAAGAAACUGA